AUGGAUAGAAUCCCGACUAUAAUGAUGACAGCGGCAAUGUCCAUGCUCUGGACUGCAACUGUCACAGCUGCCCCCAAAAGUCCAACCAUCCAGGAGCUGAAGGUGGCACUCGACUAUGGCUCCUUCCAAGGGGCCUACUCUCCCGACUACAACAUAUCUUACUGGCAAAAGAUACCCUUUGCCGCGCCCCCAGUCGGUGACCUGCGUUUCCGUGGCCCUCAACCACCAAAGUCGUACAAAUGCGGUGGUAUAUACAAUUCCAGCGAGGCGUUCGACAUGUGCCCUCAGAGAACAACAAACGGCUCAGAAGACUGCCUCUACCUAGGCCUGUACACAAGGCCCUGGACGCCCGCACAGCCCCUCCGCCCCGUCAUCAUCGCCUUCUACGGCGGCGGCUUCAUCCGAGGCUCGGCAACCUUUACGCCGCCGCCGUCGCUGUACCCGAUCCACAACCUGACGGGCGGCGACACGGUCGUAAUCUACCCAAACUACCGCACCAACGCCUUUGGCUUCCUCCCAGGACGGCAGGUCGCCGACGACUGGCCCGAGUCGGACCUGAACCCAGGCCUGCUAGACCAGCGCGCAGCCAUCGAGUGGGCGCGCAGCCACGUGCGCCACUUUGGCGGCGACCCGGACGGCAUCACCAUCCAGGGCCAGUCCGCCGGUGGCGGCAGCGUCUUGGCCCAGGUCCUCGCCGUUGCGGGACAGGAGGAGGAUUCGGAUGCGCCGCGGCCGUUCCGCGCCGCGCUGGCGAAUUCGCCAUUUUGGCCCAAGGUCUACCGCUACGACAGCCCGGAGGCGCAGUGGAUCUUUGACAAGGUCGCCGAGGAGGUCGGGUGCGGUCGUGCUCCUUCCGCAGCUGGGGAGGUGGACACGCGCCUGGCGUGCCUGAAGACGGCCGACGUCCAGGCGAUCCGCCAGGCUGCGCUGCUGGUCGCCGACAGCCACGUCUACACGACUUCGACGUUCACGUGGGCGCCGGUGAUGGACGGGCGGUUCCUGCGUCGGCCGCUGAGCAGUCUGGCGGCUUCUGGUAAGUCGGGGAUUUCGGCUGGCUUCGCAAUGUACAAUACGCAUGAGGGCGAGGACUUUGUCCCGCCGGCUGGUAAUCUGUCUUUCGACUCGUGGCUGCCGGGGUUCCUACCCAACCUAUCUCCCGGAGAUCUCGCAGCGGUGGAGUCCGCAUAUCCUGAAGUUGGCAGCUCGGAGGCUAUUACCGAGUACAGUAAUUCUUCGGUCCGCGCCGGGCUGAUAUAUCGUGAUGUGGUGCUGGCCUGUCCGGCCUUGUGGUUCGCCAACUCUAGCCGUCAGGGCUGGUUGGGUGAGUACUCCAUCAGCCCGGCCAAGCACGCGAGUGACGUCUAUUGGUGGAAUACAAUCAACCCAGUACAACAGACAGAUCGCUUCCAUUUUGAGGGGUACACGGGUGCCCUGGCGUCCUUCCUACAGAACAGGGAUCCAAACGCCAGAAAGCUCACAAAUUCGAGCAUCCCUGGCGUUCCGCCGCUCACGUCUGGGAAGGAGUUCCACAUUGACUCUCAAGGGUUCGGGGAGCUAGAGCUGGAGUACCUCAGGGAAAGGUGUGCUUUGUGGCAAAGCCUGGCACCCAAAGUGCCUUUGUAG
Molecule: messenger RNA, 1623 nt
Organism: Pyricularia grisea
Lineage: Eukaryota; Fungi; Ascomycota; Sordariomycetes; Magnaporthales; Pyriculariaceae
Exons: 3
Coding region: 1-1623 (540 amino acids)
Source: RefSeq, a predicted model, not a curated record